AUGAAGUCGUCCACCAAAGACUUUGAUGCCCUUAUCGUCGGGGCGGGGUUUGGUGGCAUAUACCAGCUCUAUCGCCUCCGGCAGAUGGGACUGGCGGUCAAGGUCAUCGACAUGGCCAGCGACGUCGGUGGCACCUGGUACUGGAACCGGUACCCCGGAGCCAUGAGUGACACCGAGAGCUUCGUGUACCGCUACUCAUGGGACAAGGAAGACCUGCGGACCUAUCCAUGGACGCACCAUUAUGUCAAGGGGCCUGAUGUCCUCCAAUAUUUACAGCAUGUGGUCGAAAGGCAUGACCUGCGCAAGGACAUGGAGUUCAAUACCGAACUUCUCUCCGCUGACUGGGACGACUCUACCAGUUUAUGGCGUGUCAGGUUGAGCAGCGGCAAGGUGUACGCGGUGCGCUAUCUCAUCACCGCACUGGGACUACUGUCUAAGGCCAACUAUCCUGAUAUCCCGGGACUUCACUCGUUCCAAGGGGAGACAUGCCAUACUGCAGCCUGGCCGGAAGGGCUUGAUCUGGCCAACAAGCGAGUGGGAGUGAUAGGCUGCGGUUCGACUGGAGUCCAAGUCAUCACUGCAAUUGCACCACAGGUCAAGUCGCUUACCUGCUUUCAGCGACAUCCUCAAUACACUGUCCCCAGCCAAGACCGGCCUGUCGAGCCUGGGUAUCGAGAGUGGGUCAAUAAGCAUUACGACGAGAUCUUUGAGCAGGUCAAGAACUCGGCUGUGGGAUUUGGAUUCGUGGAGUCCACCCGCCCCUUCCAUUCCGUGGCAUCGGCGGAAGAACGCGAGGCCAUUUUCGAAGACCUCUGGCGGCAAGGCAACGGGUUUCGAUUCAUGUUCGGCGGCUUCAGCGACAUCUCGACAAACCGCGAGGCCAACGAGGCAGCAUGCACAUUCAUCCGCAACAAGAUCUCCCAGAUUGUCAGAGAUCCAGAAAAGGCCCGCAAGCUACAACCGCACGAUUACUAUGCGCGGCGUCCGCUUUGUGAUGGAGGCUACUACGAGCAAUUCAACCGCCCCCACGUCGACCUCGUACAUCUGCAAGAGACGCCAAUCACUCGCAUCACCGCUCAAGGCAUCGAAACAACCGCAGGCCUGCACGAGCUGGACGUGAUCGUGUUCGCCACGGGCUUCGAUGCCAUCGAGGGCAACUACAACCGCAUCCGGAUCCGUGGUCGCGACGGCGUCUCCCUCAAGGACUACUGGGACCCAACAGGCCCGACCAGCUACCUGGGUGUUGCCGUACCGGGCUUCCCCAACUUACUUAUGAUCACAGGCCCACAGGGUCCCUUUACGAAUCUCCCGCCGGCGAUUGAAGCACAUGUCGACUUGAUUGCGAAACUCAUUUCUCACGCCGAGGCCUCAUCAUCGUCGAUACAGACGCCCCUCAUCGAGGCUCUGCCAGAAGCGCAGAGGGAGUGGAGCCGUGAGUGCGACCGCGUCGCUGAAGGCAGUCUGUUCAAGGAAACGGCCUCGUGGAUCUUUGGCCAAAACGUGCCGGGAAAGAAGUACGCCAUGCGCUUCUACUUUGGCGGCCUCAAAGCUUUCUACGGACACGUCCAACGUGUCAUUGAUGCCGGUUACAUCGGGUUCCGGCCUAUGAACACUACCACUGCUGUAGUGCCCUCAAAGGCGAACGAGCAGGACAUGAGCAAGGCUGUCAGUGAUCAUAUCGAAGACGUUGGUGCACCGCAGUUCGCUUCUAUGGCUACGGCGGUGCCAUCUUUGCAGCCUGUCAAUGAAGUCCCUAGCACUUAA
Exophiala dermatitidis NIH/UT8656 is the source of this 1764-nucleotide messenger RNA. RefSeq names its product cyclohexanone monooxygenase. Bases 1 to 1764 code for a protein of 587 amino acids. The transcript has a single exon. The record is from RefSeq and is a predicted model, not a curated record. NCBI's taxonomy places the organism in Eukaryota, Fungi, Ascomycota, Eurotiomycetes, Chaetothyriales, Herpotrichiellaceae.